Seriola dumerili (greater amberjack) is the source of this 2184-nucleotide messenger RNA. It is a transcript of the gene ugt5g1, whose product is annotated as UDP-glucuronosyltransferase 2C1-like. Lineage: Eukaryota; Metazoa; Chordata; Actinopteri; Carangiformes; Carangidae. Bases 179 to 1792 code for a protein of 537 amino acids. Gene Ontology annotation, molecular function: UDP-glycosyltransferase activity. The transcript has 4 exons. The record is from RefSeq and is a predicted model, not a curated record.
GGUUACUGCUACACUCUCACUGUACAUAGCAGUGAUCAUUAAUGCAUCUUAUUCUUUUUUUUUUGGAUAAGAUGGCUGCUCUGGGGACUUUUUGAAAGCCGACUCUUGUUCGCAGACUCAGCUUUACAUAACUCCACAGAGGCAAGAGGAGAGGAGGGGAAGGGUGCAGUCCACUGAUAUGACUGUUGAACGACCACAACAGGUCAUGUCCAGCACAAUCCCCAUACUCCUGACAGGGCUCUGCUUCCUGCUGCUCACACCCAGUUGUUGCAGCGGCAGCAGGAUUCUGGUGGUGCCCGUUGAUGGCAGCCACUGGAUCAACAUGGAGGUGAUCCUCCGAGAGCUGCACUCCAGAGGCCACGAAAUCACCGUGCUGCGCUCGGCCAAGAGCUGGUACGUUCCCAGUCAGUCUCCCAUUUAUACCUCUAUUAACGUGACCAUGCUGGAGGACGAGUCGGACAAGGACUACUACAAUAAAAUGCUACAAAACGUGAUGGAGUGCCGCAAGUCGCUGAAUUUCUUACGCAGCUUCUGCCAACGGCGCUUACUCACAUCCAUGUUGGCAAAGGGCCACAAGAUCCUCGCCAGAGCAGCUGCUACAAUGUUGGAUGACCCUGUUUUCAUGAAGAAGCUGAAGGAUGCCAAGUUUGACCUAAUGUUAACAGACCCUGGCCUGACUAUAGGAGUCCUUUUGGGUAGUUACCUCAAGCUGCCCAUGGUUUUCAACGUGCGCUGGAUUAAUACUGGGGAAAGCCAUUUCACCAUAGCUCCCUCUCCUGUCUCUUAUAUCCCCGUGCAAGGAACUGAACUUCAGGAUCGGAUGGAUUUUCCGGAGAGGACCAAGAAUGUGUUGCAUUAUCUCUUCAGUCUUGUCGAGCAGCAUUUUAUCAUCAACGCCGCCUACUCGGAUCUGCUCCAGCGCCACUUCCCUCCUGGAACGGACUUGCUGUCUUUGGAGUAUGCAGCUGAUAUCUGGCUAGUGAGGGCGGACUUUGUCUUCGAGUUCCCGCGGCCCACCAUGCCCAAUGUGGUCUACAUAGGGGGGUUCCAGUGCAAGGAGGCCAGACCCCUCCCUGCUGAGCUGGAGGCCUUCAUGCAGAGCUCUGGGGAGCACGGCGUGGUGGUCAUGUCCCUGGGGACGUUCGUGUCAGCCCUGCCUCCUGAUGUCACGGAGGCCAUCGCCGCUGCUUUUGCAGAACUCCCUCAGAAGGUGGUGUGGAGAUUUGUGGGGGAAAAGCCGUCGUCCCUGGGGAACAACACUCUGCUGGUAAAAUGGCUGCCUCAGAACGAUAUCCUGGGACACCCCAAGACUCGUGCCUUUGUGGCCCACGGAGGCACCAACGGGAUGUAUGAGUCUAUCUACCACGGUGUUCCCGUUGUGGGCCUGCCGCUCCUCUUUGACCAGUUUGACAACCUGCACCGGCUGAAGGUGCGCGGGGCAGCACAGACGGUGGAGGUGAAUUCAGUCACCAAGGAAGACUUCCUCGAGGCUCUAAAGGACAUCCUGGACACUCCCUCAUACCGAAGCAACAUUCAGCGUCUCUCCAAGCUACAUCACGACCGGCCGAUGUCUCCGAUGGACACCGCCAUUUUUUGGAUUGAGUACGUCAUCAGGAACAAAGGAGCAGCUCAUCUGCAGGCGGCAGGUUUCAGUCUGCCUUGGUACUCCUACUUCUGCCUGGAUGUGGCUCUUUUAAUCACGGCCGUCAUCGGAGCCUUUGUCUGGGUUUCAGUCUUAGUCUGUCAGAUUCUCUGCUGCCGGAGGUUCAGGAGAAAGAUGAAAGCAGAGUGACGGAUUCAAACAUAACCACCAAGUGUUUUUCAGUUCAAUAAAUCAUUACCACUCAAGCAUCCAUAUGAGUUAAAGAGCAGCUGAGACUUAUUUACAGUUUACACACAUUUCUGCCUCAUGCUUUAAACUUUUCAGAAAACAAAAAUCUGAAACUGUAAAUUAGUGCAAAAUGUUUAUUUUAGACGCAAGCACUAAUAGAAAUGUUUUUACCAAAGAUGUUGGAGGAAAAACCCCAAUUCCAAUUCCAAUCCAAUUCUGCUCAAACCCUCUGUUUUCAAGCUUCCCAGUCAUAAACACUAUUUUUCAAAGCUAGUUUCCAUAGUUGUAGUUCUGUUUGGAUUGGAAACAUGUCAAACUUUAAUAAAGCAAAGGACUUCUUCCUCCUGACAAUA